AUGGUUGCUCUCAGUCUCCUGCUCCCCUUAGGAUGGUGCACUUCAUCAAUACUUGCAACACAGACGCUCGUGGAAAACAACUGGUGGGAUGCCUUCCCAUCGGAGCGUUGGCCAACAGCUGCCGAUACCAUCGACGGCUUCUCGCAGCAAUCUCCUAUCAGAGAAACUCGACACGAUAUGCGUUCCCUGUUACAACCUAUGAUGGCAGGGUCUUCAGCCCUACCCGACCGUUUCGCCGCUGGCUCCUCGUCUUUCUUGCCACUGAAUCCACUAGCAGAGACCAAACAUACUGAAGAGCAGACCGAAAUCUCCGCAGGCCCUUUUACAAAUCUGCCCUUACUCGAAAAACCUUCAGAUUUGAUCGAAUCACUUUUCCCACAUCAUGACGGGUUUAUGACGCCAGUCCUAUCCAAUAGUCAAAGUCAUCAAGCGGAGCUUUGGCCAACAGACGCUGAUAUAUUGGCCUGGUCGCCAAAACAUCUUAGCGGAAAAACUCCACUCGAGCUACACUGGCAGCGGGCUGGGGAGGCCUCCCCAGAUCGACUUCUUUCCCUGUUACAACCUAUGGUGGAAGGGUCUUCAGCGUUAUCCGAUCGUUUCGCCGCUGGCUCCUCGCCCCCGCAAGAAGUUCCACUGAAUCCACUCACAGGGACCAGAUACAGUCAAGAGCAGACCGGAAUUUCCGAAGGCUCUCAUAAAAAUUCACCGCACUUCUUUAAUACUCCAGCUGAUGAAGGCUCAAAUUUCAAUUUGGUAGAUUUGCUUCUCCAACACUAUCAUGGUUCGAUGUCGCCAGCCCUGCCCAAUAGUCAAAGCGAUCAAGCAAUCGUUCAACCUUCCCUGGGCAGUGACUCAAACCCGUCUAGUCCGUCGGGUAGCGCUACCAGUGGUUCAUCUUCGGUCCCUUUGGAGCCGGUGCUAGUUGGAUCACAUCAACUGGAUAAUCAGCCACUGCAUGACCCAUCAAACCAGUUCCGUCGGUCCAAGUCUUUCGAGGCAUCAACCCUUCUGAAUAAGAAUUACGAAAGUGUUUGUCGUGACGUCAAUAAAAAGGAAUUCCAUUGCUCCCGAAAACCUCGACGUUACCCUCGCGGCACAAAGCUGUCACCUAUACACCCAGAUCUACCCCUUGGAAUGAUGGAACCUGCGAUACGGUUACCCUAUCCAAGUCCCGCCCGUAAGAUAGUAAGGGUUUUAGCGGCUAAGACACUUCUUGUUCAGGAACAUAGGAAGAUUCAAAAGCUGUACAAGACGUUGCUCUUAGAAAUACACCAGCGUCAUCAGUUCGCGAUGCAGUUAUAUGACAAAACAGAAUUUAUGAAUGAGUCUCAAGCAAUUUGGUUGGACUGGCUGAAGAAUGAAAUCUUUGAUCCUAAAGAUAGCUUACCGAUUUUCGGGAGCAUCGAAGUUACAUCCCCAUACCCAACUUGGAAAUUAGGAGAUAAUCAAAAAGAAUUGAUAAGAUACUUCUCCCAAAAGUUCAUCGAAAAUCCAACAGUGGAACACACGGCAACCUACCUACUAAGGAAGUACCUCAGAGCUCAUGGUCAGCAUUGGGGCAUUGAAAUUUGA
This is a messenger RNA of Puccinia triticina, 1572 nucleotides long. RefSeq lists its product as uncharacterized. The transcript is spliced from 6 exons. Lineage: Eukaryota; Fungi; Basidiomycota; Pucciniomycetes; Pucciniales; Pucciniaceae. The record is from RefSeq and is a predicted model, not a curated record. Bases 1 to 1572 code for a protein of 523 amino acids.